This is a messenger RNA of Oncorhynchus gorbuscha (pink salmon), 1092 nucleotides long. RefSeq names its product sialate O-acetylesterase-like. NCBI's taxonomy places the organism in Eukaryota, Metazoa, Chordata, Actinopteri, Salmoniformes, Salmonidae. Gene Ontology annotation, biological process: carbohydrate metabolic process. Bases 1 to 1092 code for a protein of 363 amino acids. Gene Ontology annotation, molecular function: sialate O-acetylesterase activity. The record is from RefSeq and is a predicted model, not a curated record. The transcript has 8 exons.
AUGGUUCUGCAGAAGGCCCCAGAGGGCUGUUUUGUGGGGCUAUGGACCGAUGAUGCCGAGGUCACAGUCUUUCUAUCAGGAGGACCAGUCACUAACAAUGCACCUACUGUCAGUGUGGCUGCCGGGAAAUGGAGGAUGACCCUUGUCCCAAUGGAAGCUGGCGGUCCCUACAACUUGACUGCAGUCCUCCAGAACAACCACGGUAUCACUCUCACAGACGUGCUGUUUGGUGAUGUCUGGCUGUGUGGGGGACAGGGCAACAUGGCUUUCACAACGUCUCUGGUGUUCAAUGUAUCAGAGGAGCUAGCUCGGGUCUCCAAGUUCCCUCAGGUGCGGAUCUUUAUGGCUGCCUUGGAGCAAAGCGACACUGAGCUGACUGACCUGGCUGGAGUGGAGGUGCCCUGGUCUGUCCCCACAGCAAAGGCAUGGUCCUCCCCACGAGCACUCCAACACUGUGACCUGGACAGGAUUAACGGGUUCCCCAUGCCAUAUACACCUUCAAUGUAUUUGUCUAAGCGGACUAACUCUGUGUUGUGGAAUGCCAUGAUCCAUCCACUUCUCAACAUGACCAUCAAAGGAGCUAUCUGGUACCAAGGUAAAACAGCUUGGGGUCUAUAUAUUUAUCCUGAGGUCUCUACGUAUAGAAAGGCUUCCUUAAGUGAGGGAUUUCCAAACAUACGCUGGCACCAGACUGCAGACUAUGGCUUUGCUCCCAACCUGCGUAUGAAGAACACAUUCAUGGCUGUUGCUAUGGACUUAGGAGAUGAAAUGUCUCCUUUUGGCAGUAUCCAUCCCCGGGAUAAGCAGGACGUGGCCUAUAGACUGUCUCUAGGGGCGAGAGCUGUGGCUUAUGGGGAGGAGGGCGUCUCAUUCCAGGGGCCUUUCCCUAGAUGGGUCCUGGUCAACGACCAGUAUAUCAACGUAACCUAUGACCAGAGUGUCUGUCACUCAUUCGAAAGAUAUUUUUCAGCCGGCCUGCGCUACGCAUGGAGGGACUGGCCUUGUGACUUUAAGGCAUGUCCUGUUUACAGUGCUGAUGGGGUUCUACCUGCACCUCCCUUCACUCCCAACCGCUGGCCGGACAAGCAGUGA